AUGGAUGAGGAAGUCGUCGCCGUUGGUCACGACGUGCAAGUCGUCGACCCAGAUGUACGCAACUAUGUCUAUGGUCUGGUCACUGCCCUCGGAGGCUUUAACGGCGAAGAUGCCGAUCGAUACGUGCUGGGAGACGACUCACUGGCCUGUUUACGAGAUAUCAAGCGCUGGCUGAAGCUGUACGACGAAAAAAACAACCGAAUGGACGUUGCGCGGUGUCUGGGAGAGGCCAAUGUCGUUAGUGGUGAUCUCCUUCCAAUCCUCACCCUCUGGUGGGGCACUGGACAGAAGAGCAAACAUAUGACCAGGAUUGCAUUGGCAUGUCUGGAACUGCUGGUUCCAUUGACAUGGCCGUUGGAGAUCCAUAACCAGAUGACAGUCAACCACCACCGCCACACCCCCUACCUUCUCCAAGCACAAGUACAAUACAAGCGAGGUAUCCUGAAAGCUGGUGGCUCAAAUCUCCUGCGUGCAGCCGUCCGAAUCGCUCUUCCAAGCAUGGCAGUCCCUCGAUCCGAACGGGAAUCUCGAGACGAAGGAAUUCUGAAAUUGAUGCUAUACUUCCUACGGAAUGUUGCCAUCAUCUCACCGAACUCCAGACUUGCUGCUGAAGGUGACGAGGAGGAGACAUCCAGAUCGUCGACAAUCAACGCUUUCCACCAGCAGGACGCUCUGGCACUCAUUCUGACCAUGUGCUCGAACGUCGGAGACGAUUUCAACCUCCAAGACAUCGUUCUGAUGGAGAUUCUCUUCCACCUCGUCAAAGGCGUCGACGUAGAGAAACUCUUCAAGGACGAAGAGCAAGCAGGCAGCGAAUAUGCCAGCGACCUAGCAUCCAUCUUAAACAAGGAGAAAAUGGCACGAAGAGAAUACCAGAAAACCGCACCCACCCGCCACAGCCGCUUCGGUACAAUGAUAUGGGUUAAGCGAGACAAUGGCAAAAUGUCCACUGUUUCAGGCCAACGUUCAUUGCGAGACGACCAACAAACCUUUGAAAAGAUGGACCAGAGCAAAAAAUGGAACAAGCCCAAGCCGCGUCGCAAGCACGAAGACUCGACGCAGAACAGCAAUUUCAAUACACCUGCUCAUUUGGAUCGCGAAGCCACCGAACACCUGAGAACAUUUGUGGAAGAGUUCUUGGACUCAGGCUUCAAUCCUCUCUUCACUCACGUGCGCAAAGCGAUCGAGCGUGAGGCUGACCGAGUCUUAGAUAUCAAUACCCGGCAAUUCUUUUACACUGUUGGCUGGUUCCUCGAAGCAGAACGGGUCCGCCGCGCUCGACAAGCCCGCCGCACUGCAAAGAGCAAGGGCAAGGCUAAGAACAUAGAGCCUGACAGCUACGGCCUGGUUGCAGGUGUGUUGAACCAAGAGACAUUCAUUACUCUUAAUAGGUCGAUGCAGAGCAGCCUGGACAACAAGGAAUGGGAAGACCUCAACGCUCAAAUGCGCUGCUUCACGCAGAUUCUGCUGACCGUCCAAGAAAUGGCAGUAUCGCCGCUCGAGGACGAUCAGGAAAUCGCCGAAAACAUCCAGAAUCGGAUUUUCUACGAAGAGACCACCCACGACCGCAUCCUUGCCAUUGUACGUGGAUACAAGGACCAGAGCUUCGGAUACCUGGACUCCUGCACGGAACUGGCACAUGUCUUCCUGCGGAUGUUGGAACGAUACUCGAAAGAGAACGCCGACAUGCAGAUCCGAUCCCGACGCAAGGCGAAGCGAAAACAGAAGAAUGCCGAUAACGCCGAUCAACAGGAAGGUGCAGACAACGAAAACGAUUCCGAAGCAGAAGAGAUGGAAGACGCUGCCCAGGUCACCAAAGAACGUAACUUUGACUUUAAGCGAUUUGCGGCCAAGUUCUGUAACCAGGCUUGCGUGGAUACAUUCGUUGCAUUCACUGGAUAUUACAAGGAACUCAGCUCUGAACAACUCAAGCGUGCUCAUCGUUAUUUCUAUCGCAUUGCGUUCAAGCAGGAAAUGACUGUUCUGCUCUUCCGUAUGGAUAUCAUUGCUCUGUUCCACCGAAUGAUCAAGGGCCCGGAGCCUAUGGACUCAGGAAAAUCAGUGUACAAGGAGUGGGAGGAGCUUGUGCGACAGAUUAUCCGACGGUUGAUCAAAAAGCUUGACCAGCGUCCCGCACUGGUCACUGAGCUGUUGUUCAGCAAGAUCAACUCAACCGUCUACUAUCUUGAAUACGGACACGAAAAGCAAACAAUCUCGGCUUCGAACAGACCGCCACCAGAGGUGGUCAUCACCUCGACCGAGGCAACGACUAGGGAAUCACAGCUCCAAAUUGUCGUUGGAGCACUCGUGCUCGAUGGAAGGGCAGAUUUGGUGAAAUGGAUCAAAGACGUCUUGGACUCUGCAGCUGAUGAACGAGAAGUAUGGGAAAUUCAAGAGGAGACUCGCCUUCUGGAGGAUCCUGAGAUAACGACCCUCCCUAACCCAAUGAUCACUGUGAAAAGCAAAGACGAUUUCGUUCAAAAUGCCAUGUUCUCAAAUGCCAGAUUGCGUCUGCUGAUGAAGAUUGUUGGCUUCGAGCGACUUGGUGUCGAAGACGUCCUCGGUGCUGCUUGGAUUGUUCCAUCAUCUUUGAAGUCUGAGGAUCUACGGGAGACACUGUCUGAGAUAAAGAAAGUACUCGAGACUCCAUUCUCUGCCGAUGGCGACGACGAUCCUCGCAACCAGCUCCAAAAGAAGGACAGAGGAUCCGGUCGGGGCGACGCCUUCCAAGGCACAAUUGACGUGAACUUCGGAUCCGAGUCCGAAGGCGAAGACAUUCCAGACGGCCCUCUAUUCCCCGCCAACCCACGCUCCAAGGCCAGUGCGCUGGACGAAUUAAAAAAGAAGCGCAAGAAGAAGUCAAAACCCAACGCAGAACGAGAGCCCCUGGACGACGAAACCCUCGAAGCACGGCGCGAGGCCCGUUUAUCGAACUCACUUUCCCGCCAAGCCAAGAUCAAGAGUGAUUUAUUCAUCCACGCAAGUGACGAAGAAAGCGACGCAGAGGCCGACAAAGAAUUCUUCCGCCUUGAGGAAGAACGCCGCAAAAAGCAAGCCUCCGAAGUCAAAAAGGCCCUACUCACUGGCCCCGGACACUCCAGCAAAGGCAAAGGCAAGAAAGCCGCUGCACGCAAGCGAACCAGUGAUACCGGCGCAGGGACUGAUUCCAAGCGCCAGCGUCGCGGUUCUGCCUCUGUCAGUGCUGAGAGUGAUGCCGAUGGUGACAUUGUCAUGGCGGACCCGGACGCAGGAUCCUCUCCCUCCUUGCAUGCUGAUGAAGAUGACCUUGCUUUCGAUGAUGAUCUGGCGUUUAGUCGGGAUCGCCCGAGUAAAUCUGAUGUCUCGGACGAGGAGGAGGAUGCACCUGUGGCUUCGACUCGGAGACGUAUGCGUGGUGGAUUUGUAAUUGACAGUGACUCGGAGUGA
Molecule: messenger RNA, 3426 nt
Organism: Penicillium salamii
Lineage: Eukaryota; Fungi; Ascomycota; Eurotiomycetes; Eurotiales; Aspergillaceae
Source: the annotation of a GenBank genome assembly